This is a messenger RNA of Strongylus vulgaris, 688 nucleotides long. The record is from the annotation of a GenBank genome assembly. Lineage: Eukaryota; Metazoa; Nematoda; Chromadorea; Rhabditida; Strongylidae.
GUUGUGGAUUCAAGCAAAGCAGAUUCUUCAGAGAAAGUAAUUGUAUCAUUUUUUAGACUUAUCCUGACAAGUAAUCAUUAGCAAACGUUCUAGUCGCCUUCUGACAUCACUUGCUGUCAACCACGUCGACAGCUUCUGCGAAUCACUCGCUAUUGGCCGCUCCGUGCAGAUCGCUGCUAUAUCUACAACAUUCCUAAGGUUAAUAUUCGCUGCGAUAACGGAGCGAUUCGACGCGCUUUUUGCCAUCAUGCGACAACCACAACUGUCCACAGUUGAUGCAGAUAAGUGUAAACAGGUAGUCCAUCAGCUGGUAGCUCUAAAAGACUCCAGAGAUCGCAUAGGCGAACCAAAUAUUUCAUCUCAACUGUUGAAAGAUGGAAGCUCCAGGGAAGAGCAAUUGAAAAUAAUCUAUUUGGAAAUGGUCAGACAUCUGGCAAAUUAUAUGAACCAUUCUGAAAAACAUUCCGAGCGUUCCGUGAAAAUGUCCACAGCCGAUGUGACUGUAGUUGAUCGCAGUCGAAUGAAACGACAAGAAGCGUCUAGUUCCAAUUUUGCUGUUGCAUCUGCGUCCGCAAUGUCAUCGGCUGCAAGCGAAGUGCGAAAUUUGAGCAGAAGCAAUUCUCCACUGCCUAAGAAACCUCGAAAAUCGAUUUACCUCUGGAAGCCAAACGGUGUGUGGAAAACAUAA